CAAGCAGCAGCAGAGGAGAAAGAGACGACCCAGCAGCUAACGACAGGGGACCUCAGCUCUGAGACUCUGAGGAGAAGGAGGACUGUGGCUGGCCAGCUCAAACAAGUUGAGAGACGGAACGCAGAGGAGAACCACAAGACGACUCAACUCGGUCGAGUCAACACGUCCGCCAACCAAACGCCAGUUCACUUCGCCAGUUUUCUUUUUGCCCGUUGUUCGCCCAGCUUUUUUUGAAAAGAUUCCGAUAUCUCGUUUUGACUUUGGUUUUGACUCUCCUCCGUGUCAGUUUUUGUUUGUGUUAGUGCGAAAAGGGAGAAACAAUUUUUGGUCUCUACACCCCGGCCCGUCUCUAGUUACACACGACCGACAUCUGUUUUUGUUCACUCUCUCUGUGUGUUGUGUGUAUUAUUUGAACUGCAACAUCUUUCGGCUCGGACGGGCCCCUUAGAAUUCGGUGACUGGCCCGAAACAACAACCCCCCAAAAAAGGAUUAUUUGACACCUCCUCUCGACUGGCAGCACUCGAAGAAUAAGAGACAACUACUCAGCAUUUGACAAAAGAGCUCAAUUAGCCCCCCCAACACACUUAUGCGUUGGACACUCAACAAAGCAAGUGGAUAGUGUCUAGUGCCUUUUGUGUUUUUGAUAAAACACUCGGAAGUUAAUCCCGUCGAAUUUCGUCGACGGAGUGUCGGAAAAGAGUCGGACAAAAUGCCGCCAACCGACGGGCAAGUGGUCGUGUCGACGCCGCCCAACAACAACAGCAGCAGCAGCAGCGCCAACCACAGCGGCAUCGGUGGCGACUCGAACGCCGCUUCGGCCGCCAACUCGGCCCUCUCGGUCCCGUUCAGCUGCAACUUUUGCCAGCGCUCCUUUCCGCGCUUAUCCCUCCUCAAGAAACACGAACAGGCGCACAGCGACGAAAUGCCGUUCCGCUGCGACUUCUGUCUGCGACUCUUCAAGCACAAGAGGUCCAGGGACCGUCACGUCAAACUCCACACGGGCGACAAAAAGUACCGCUGCCAACACUGCGAGGCCGCCUUCUCACGCAGCGACCAUCUGAAAAUCCACGUCAAGACGCACGACACUCGCAAGCCGUUCCAGUGCAGCGUCUGCCAACGCGGGUACAGCACGGCGGCCGCUUUAACGUCGCACAUGCUCAACCACCGACGCGAGUCCGGCUCCCGCUGCGGAUCACUUUGCUCAUCCAGUUCCAGCGUCUCGUCCAUUUCGGUCGCUUCCACCACCUUCUCGUCAACGAUGGCCACGCCGGCCCACGGACGCAGCCUCUCCUCAAACGCUUCGACACCUUGCCCGGCCUCCCUGCCGUCCUCGUCGCCCGUCUCACCUCCGCCGACGCCGACCAACGACGCCCCAGUUGUCCAAAUGAUGGGCCAGACGACGGCCAUCGACAAACAGCAGCCGCCGCCGUCAUCUGUCACUCCGCCCAUAGAACCGCCCAACAGUCCGUCAAGUCCGCCCAUUUCGCAAUUCCAGAACAAUCCAUCGAAAACGGAAGUGGUGGAUAAGUCGACUGUAAUCCGACCGGCUUUGGAACCGCAAACGGCGCUGCUGAAAUCGGACACGGACGGCAAUAAUAAGGAGGGCAGCCCAAAUGAGACCCAGGCCGCCAAAGUUUUACCUAUCGCCCUCCAGUGCCCGUACUGCGCCAAAGAAUCCUUCACCUCAUUGGCCGCCCUCAGCCUCCACGUCCAAACUCUUCACGGACCCUUGAGUCGCGGUGUUGGCCACAAUGGCGUCACUGAUCCGGUACAGCAGCAGCACGGACUCCUUUACGCCUGUCAAUUGUGCACCUUGCGCUUCGGCAACCUGCCGGCCUUGCAGCAACACACCUUGUCGGCCCAUAGCCUGGCCGAUGUUCUCCGACUCUACUGUCCAGCCCCGCCGGGCAAAAUCGGCCAGCCCAUCGAGCAGCCGGACUCGCAGAACUUCCCGACCGAUCUGAGUUGCCCCAAGAAGCGGAACGAAGCGGAAGAGGAAGGCCGAUACUCUUGCCCGCAAUGCCCGUCUGAAUUCAAGCAGUCCGAGUCCGAAGCUUUCCAGGCUCACUUGGCCGGGCAUUUCGUGUCCAGCUGGAACGAGUACGGUUGCUCGUCGUGCGUCAAGAGCUUCCCGACGCCCGACGAACUCCAGAAACACUUGCUGGACAUGCACGCCCAUCAUCUCUACCGCUGCGCCCUGUGCAAGGAAACGUUCGACUCGAAAGUUUCGAUCCAAGUUCACCUGGCCGUCCAGCACAGUAGCGAGUCGAAACUCUUCCGCUGUACCGGUUGCUCCGCCACCGAUGAAGCUUCUUCCGUCUUCCGCACCGAGGAAGAAUUCAACACCCACGUCGCCGUUGCCCACACUUCGAAAAUCCUGCCCGUCAAACAACAACAACAACCCGUGGCCCUGCUCAAGUGUCCGUUCUGCCCGCAAUCCUUCCCCGUCGAAUUUCUGCUGGAACGUCACAUUCACCUCAACCACCAAGACCACAAAGUCCCGUUGGCCGUCACACCCAACGAACGCCCAGUCCCAGUUCCAGCCACUAAAAUGGAGAAGACGGAAAAGGUGGACAGCAGUUCGGCGGCCUCGACGGUGCUCAACUUGAGCCUCCAUUGCGCAUAUUGCGGCGAAACGUGCAAGUCGCGAUCUGAGCUGGAAUCUCACAUGAAGAGCGCCCACCAUCCGCCGGGCAGCACCGUCCCAUCCAGCGCCAAUCUCCUGCUGUCGCCGGCCGGAAACGGACGGAUCAAGUGCAACAUUUGCGACGAAGUCUUCCCGUCGGCUUCCGUCCUGGCCGAACACAAAUUGUCGCACUGCAAAGUGUCGGGCGCGGCUGUUUGCGCCCAGUGCCGCAUCCCCCUGCCCACCGAGGAGGCGUAUUACGCUCACCUGCAAGCCCCGCCCCACGGUCCCAGCGCCACGCCUCCUCUGACCUGUCUAGUUUGCCGGCAGACGCUCAACCUUCCGCUGGAAGUCGGCCUUCACGCCCGCUUCCACACCGCUUCACACGUCCGUCCGGCCGGCCCUGCCCAACCCGAGCCGUCUCUCUAUCCGUGCUCCUUCUGCCAGCGCCAUCUCGAGUCGGCCAAUCUCAUCGCCAACGGGAUGGCCCUCAACGGCCAGCAGACUUACAUCUGCAAAGACUGUCUCCACGUCCACAAUCAAAUGAUGGUCCACCAGCAGCAGACGGCCCUCUUCCCGGCUCUGCCUCAGCCGGUAGCCGCCGCCAGGAGCUACCAGUGCAUCAAGUGUCAGGAGAUCUUCGCCAGCGAGGCCGAGAUCCAGUCUCACGUGGCCAGCCAUUUGGUGUCGGAGGGAUGCCUGCACCCGUGCCGCCUCUGCGCCCGCCAAUUCGACACGCCCCUCAAACUCCAGGCCCACCUGAUCGAACACACUUUCGCCGGGUGUCCGGCCUUCGCCUGCUACCUGUGCGGAUGCCUCUUCACGGCCGCCGUCAACCUCCAGCGUCACAUGUUCGAGCAGCACGGCGGCGCUGCCGGACUCCGACCCUACGACUGUUCACGCUGCCACCUGAAAUUCUUCUUCCGGGCCGAGCUGGACAACCAUUUGCUCAGUCACGUCGAACCGCCGCCACCGCUCACCGGAGAGUCGACGGAACGGUCGCCGCAACCGGAAGGCGAACCCAAAACCGUCCAAGUUUCGGAAGGAUCGACAAGUUUCAACGAGGAAGAAGAAGAAGAGGAGGAGGAAGAAGAAGAGAUGAACGACGAAGACGACAACAUUUCGGUGACGUCAUCUUCGCAUGCCUCGGAAAUCACCUUGUCGGAUGCUCAGAAGGCUGCCAAUGCCGUGCCGGAAGAAAUAUCGGAGGAGAGAAACAGUAAAGAUUCGGAAAUGUCGGACAGUUCCGAUUCGUCUUCCCUGUUUUCCUCGACGUCGUCGACGUCGUCCGCCGUGGCGCGCAAGGAGCUGCUGCCGGAAUUGUCGCCGUCGUCGUCCACCAGUCCGUUCCGCUGCGACCGGUGCGACCAGUCGUUUCCGUGCCUCAGCAACUUGCAGGGCCACGUCCGCAUCCACACGCAGAGCCGCCGGUUCACCUGCCCGGAAGCCAGCUGCGGAAAGGAGUUCGCCCUGCGCCGGAAUCUGCACAUCCACAUGCGCUCGCACACGGGCGACCGGCCCUACUCCUGCCCCGUCUGCCCCAAACGCUUCGCCCGCAAAGAGAACCGCAAAGCCCAUCUCAAAUUGCACAGCGGAGUCAAGCCGUUCUGUUGCCCCGUCUGCGCCAAGACCUUCGCCCGGAAGAGCCACUUGGUCGAACACGGUCGAACCCACUCGUCGGCCGGCGAUCCGUUGCCGCCGCUCAACGGCAGUGCCAAGACCCCUGUCACCGCAUCCGUCGAAACCAACGCGACUGUCGCGGAGGAGUCAGUUGAUAUCAAUUAGCCAAAAACAAACAAACUUAUGAAUGAUUGUAUAUUGGACGCCAUCGGUCGUUUAUGUUAAUUGCUACUAUAUUUACGCUUGUAUGAAGUUUGAUUCUAUUUCUCGUUUUUUUAUUGCUCACUGAUGCGCGCGUGUGUGUUCUUCAAUCCAGAGUUUGAAUAAAUUCCGAUUCGUUAUUCUCA
Messenger RNA from Daphnia pulex (common water flea), 4594 nucleotides. RefSeq names its product zinc finger protein 26-like (gene L). Lineage: Eukaryota; Metazoa; Arthropoda; Branchiopoda; Diplostraca; Daphniidae. The coding region runs from base 711 to 4412 and encodes 1233 amino acids. Gene Ontology annotation, biological process: regulation of transcription by RNA polymerase II. Gene Ontology annotation, cellular component: nucleus. The transcript has 6 exons. Gene Ontology annotation, molecular function: RNA polymerase II transcription regulatory region sequence-specific DNA binding; DNA-binding transcription factor activity, RNA polymerase II-specific. The record is from RefSeq and is a predicted model, not a curated record.